CAGUCCUCCCACAGCUUCUCUGCAACAGGCUGCAGUCUGGAAGGAAAUCGAGAGGUAAAAUCGAUCAUUGCAUACGCAGGAGAUUCGGUACUGCUGACGUGCUCCUGCACUGACCUCCACCCCCAACCUGUGAUGUUCACCUGGAGGAAAUACAGCUAUUCAAAUGGAUGGCUGCUGAUAUCUCCUGAAAAUCAGCAGUACAAAGGCAGAUUUCAGCUGGUUAAUGAUCGCUCGUUUGCCAAUCUCUCUCUGCUCAUAUCAAAUGUGACUGUAGAAGAUGGAGGAGAUUACAUGUGUGUGAGCGGCACACGGGGUGAAUACAGAGACAUCAGACUCAAUGUUAAAGGCUGCAGGCUUGAAGAAAAUGAAGAUGUAAUACAGAUCACUGCAUACGCAGGAGACUCAGUACGAGUGCCCUGCACCUGCACAGACCUCCAGACCAAACCCGAGACCUUCAAAUACAUCAGUCCAGAUAGAUGGGUAAAGCUAUCUCCAGAGAAUGAGCCUCACAAAGGCAGAAUUCAGCUUGCCAGUGAUCCCUUUUCGGGAAAUACCUCUCUGGUCAUAUCAAACCUGACUGAAGAGGAUGAUGGAUAUUACAGGUGUCUAAAAGAGGGUGAAAACAGAUAUUUCAGCCUCACUGUUUUAGGCUGCAGGCUGGAAGGAAAAGGAGACCUACAACUGAUCACGGCAUACACAGGAGGCUCAGCACUGCUGCCCUGCUGCUGCACUAACGUCCUCAACAACCCUCAGUUAUAUACAUGGUGGAAAUACACAACAAAUCAAAGUCAAUGGGUAAAGAUAUCUCCUGAGAGUGAGCAGUACAGCGAAAGAUUUCAGAUAUUUACCAAUCACUCUUCUGGAAAUCUUUCUCUGCUGAUAUCAAAGUUGACUGAAGAAGAUGGAGGAGAUUACAGCUGUAGUCUUAAACAGAGAGAAUACAUCUAUUUCAGACUUAGUGUUAAAGAAUCUCAUCCCUUCGCCCUGUUCACCAUGGUGACCGGGAUCUUUCUUGUCUUCAUGGUGGUUGUGGUCUAUUGCAUCACCAAAAAAAACGCUCCCCAGGAUACAGUUCAUUACAACAGAGGUGAGGGAGAUGAAACUGUGAGUCUGGAGUAGAAAAGAACAUCAACUGAGCAUCUCACAUGUAACGCCAACAAGAAUCCUACACACCUGAUUAACAGACCAGAUAGUCACCCACACACCUAAUUAACAGAUGGUCGACAAGACCCCUGAGCAGUUAGCAACUUACAUACCUGCUGUUUUUCAUUUACAAAUUGGUCUUUUCUAGCCAUUUACACAUUCAUCCUAUUUUAUUUGAUUUCAAGCCUAACAGUACAGUCGUUUAUGUAUCUUGUAUAAUCGUAAGCAGAUAAGGGACGAGGGCCUUUCUCAAGGGCCUAGCAAUGACUGCUUGGUGGUGCUGGGAUUUGAACUUGUGACCUUUCGAUCCAGCGUCCAAUCCAAUUACUAGAUUUCAAAGCAUAUCUUUUGAAGAUUUUAUAUACUUUUUUGUUAGCAUUUUUACUGAAUUUUGAAAACAUAAUCUGCCACAUUUGCAAGCUACACAUUUUUUGUCUAUACCUUUUAAAAAAUUUCUGCACAUUGGUUACAUG
Molecule: messenger RNA, 1616 nt
Organism: Silurus meridionalis
Lineage: Eukaryota; Metazoa; Chordata; Actinopteri; Siluriformes; Siluridae
Product: polymeric immunoglobulin receptor-like
Exons: 6
Coding region: 133-1119 (328 amino acids)
Biological process (GO): T cell costimulation; immune response; positive regulation of T cell proliferation
Cellular component (GO): external side of plasma membrane
Source: RefSeq, a predicted model, not a curated record